AUGCUCCAAGAUGAGCAUGCUGGUGAAGUAUUUAUCCUUAUUGAUGCUCUGGACGAGUGCGACAAAUCCAUGCGCAAGGCUCUGCUCCGUUAUAUGAGAAAACUGUUUCAAGCAUCCUCAAAACCAACAGAACACUUCAAGUUUCUGCUAACCUGCCGACUUGAGAUAAGAGACAUUGAAUAUGAGCUAGCCGGAAUUGGCGUAUUUUUGAGGAUGGACUCGAGCGAAUAUAGCCAAAGCCUGAAAGAAGAUGUCAAAAAGGCUUUAAAGAGUCGAGCCGGAGGCACCUUCCUCUGGAUGUCUUUGAUGGUCAAUGAGCUUGAGAGCACACCGAAUUAUGAGGUUGCAGAUAAACUCAAGGAUCUUCCCGAGGGGCUUGACGAAACUUACACCAGGAUUUUGGACGACAACAUUCCGAAGAAGAGGCGGGAGGACGCUCGAUUUCUCUUACCCAGCAUGGUCGCUGCGUGGCGACCCCUGACCAAAAAGGAGCUAGCGGCCUCAUUCGCGUUUUGGAAGACUGGAUCAGUACCAACUUCUGCCACCAAUCUGUCAAAGAUUUUCUACUGA
Molecule: messenger RNA, 570 nt
Organism: Fusarium redolens
Lineage: Eukaryota; Fungi; Ascomycota; Sordariomycetes; Hypocreales; Nectriaceae
Exons: 3
Coding region: 1-570 (189 amino acids)
Source: RefSeq, a predicted model, not a curated record